Uranotaenia lowii is the source of this 732-nucleotide messenger RNA. Its product is annotated as ovomucoid-like. The record is from RefSeq and is a predicted model, not a curated record. The transcript has a single exon. Gene Ontology annotation, molecular function: protein binding. The coding region runs from base 43 to 624 and encodes 193 amino acids. Lineage: Eukaryota; Metazoa; Arthropoda; Insecta; Diptera; Culicidae.
GUGCCAGCAUCCACAGUCCAAGAUACAUUAAUCUUCGCCAAAAUGAAGACCUUCAUUCUGUUGACCGCAGUGCUAUGCACGAUCUCUGGAUCGGCUAUGGCUAAGCCAAAACAUCAUCGCCCAUCCACCACUGAGGCUGCUCCUGCCGGAACUGGAGUCUACAACUGUCCAGCAUGUCCCUAUGACUACACUCCGGUUUGUGGCUCGGACGGACUCACCUACUCCAACGAUUGUGUCCGAUACUGCUCGGCUUUACCCUUCGGAUCCGUGGCUGUGUCCUAUUCCGGAGAAUGCAAUGUGGCUCCUGCCGGGAACACCGAUUAUAGCUGCCCCGUUUGCCCUGCUUACUACAUGCCAGUUUGUGGAUCUGACGGUGUCACCUACGAGAACGAUUGCUUCAGAUAUUGCUCGGCUUCUCCCUAUGGAACGGUUGCUGUGGCCUCUUUCGGUGAGUGUAACGCUGCCCCUGCCGGAAACACCGAGUAUAGCUGCCCUGCUUGCCCCUACGAUUAUACUCCGGUUUGUGGAUCUGACGGAUUAACCUACUCCAACGAUUGCGUCCGAUACUGCUCGGCUUCACCAUUCGGAUCGGUUGCUGUGGCCUACGCUGGAGAGUGUGCCUAAGUCGCCUGACGAAACCUUGCGCUGGUAAUCCAAUCGAAUAUGAGUAUUGUAAUUGUCAUCAGAUGAAAUCUUCGAAGAUCAUCAAUAAAGUUAAACUAAUGCAUUCGA